Molecule: messenger RNA, 705 nt
Organism: Acanthosepion pharaonis
Lineage: Eukaryota; Metazoa; Mollusca; Cephalopoda; Sepiida; Sepiidae
Source: the annotation of a GenBank genome assembly
AUGGGUAACCCCUCCACCUUCUUUGGUGUCUCAUCUGCGCCUGUUACCUCUGCCACUCUCCAACUCAUGGUUCUCGACUUAAGUGCCAUCCAUGCUGUUUUAGUCACCUGUCUCUCAGCCUACUGUGGUUUUGUGCAAGGACCCUGGCCUUUCACAGAUCCAGGUGGACCAACAACCCCACUGCAAUAUGUCACUGUUGUUACUAGCAUGGGAUACUUUAUUUUUGAUUUUUGUUGGUGCAUAUAUUUUUCUACAGAAGGUCCCACAAUGUUGUGCCAUCAUGUAGUGUCCAUUUUUGGCUUGUCCAUCUGCCUUGUCACAGAAUAUUAUGGCACUGAACUUAUUGCUCUCAUCUUUGGAUCAGAAAUCACCAACCCUUUGCUGCAACUGAGAUGGUUCCUUAGAAAAUUUGGCUACCAAGACACAGUAAUUGCUGAGUGUGUGGAUGUUGCUUUCAUACUUGGUUUCACUUGCAUUCGAAUGGGUGUUGGUACCUAUCUAAUGAUUUGUUACAAUGCUAUGGACCAUAUUCCUUUCCACAUAAAGUGUGGUGGUGUUGUAUUCUAUAUAAUAUCUGUUGCCUUUUAUAUAACCAUUGUGAAGUUUGCUUAUCGAAAAUAUUACUGCAAGAAGAGUAAACUGCAGCAGAUCAAUCGAGGAAAGAAAGACAUGAGACAAGAAGCUGAUGGCCUUCAGCCAAGAUAA